UCCGUGUUUGGUAUAUAUUUUACCCUGAUCCGUGAGUGUUCUGUGUUUGUGUAGUACACGUGACUCUCCGUAAAGAAAAGGGUCAGCACGAAAACGAAAGUAGUAUUGUAUAAUAUGCGUUUGAAUGUUCCAGAAUGGAAAAGGAAGUUCUAACUCUAGAGGAUAUUAAAGGAUUAGCAGAGACAUAUCUGAAAUGCCGGCUGUGCAAUGACAAUUUAAAUACGUCUGUUGGAUUAUCUCGCCUUCUUCCAUGUUUACAUAGCUUGUGUUUUCCUUGUCUCGAGAAAAAGAUGAUCGACAAAGAAAUUAUUUGUCCCAUUUGUUAUGAAAAACAUCGCAUUCAAAACAGAGGCUUGGACAAACUUUCAAGUGAUCCUAAUCUUAAGGACCUCAAUGCAUAUGUUGAUUUUCAUAGUUGUGGAGAGAAACAUAUAUGUGGGAUGUGUGACAAAAACACUGACCUGUCGCAUCGAUGUAAACAAUGUGAAGUCGUUAUUUGUAAUGGAUGUGUUUUGAUCCACAGAAAAAUACGGAAACUUAUACACCAUGAAUUAUUUCCUAUUCACCGAAACUCUGCUGAGAACCUGGUAAAUGACCCAGGAGAGUUUUCGUCGGAUGUGUUUUGCACUCAACGUGAUCAUGAAAAGGAAAUUUUGAGAAUUUAUUGUUCUUCACCUUGCAGAAAGCCAGUUUGCAUAUUGUGUGCCUUCGGUAAUCACCUUGGGCAUGUACAAUCCUUGCUACGCGAUGUUUACUGCAAGGAAAGACUGAAGGCUAACACUAUCUACUCUGAAAUUGAAAGUCAAGUCAAGGCGAUAGAAAAUGUAAUUCAGUGUGUCCAAAAAGAGAUGCAACUUAUUAGAGAGCAUGCCUUGCAUGAACAAAAUUCGAUGGAAGCAACAUUCAGAAAUGCAGAAAAAGUCAUAGACAAAUGCGAAAAGGAUCUCCUAAGAGAGGUAGAUGUUCUCUCUCUCCAAAAAGUUAAAAUACUUCAAAAUCAAGCAGAUUCUUUACAACACAACAAAGAUUCACGCAACGAAGCGAUUGUGUUUUUCCAGCAGUCUCUAUGUUAUAAUAACAAACCAGCUUUUCUCCUGAUAUCAAAGUCGAUUUUACAAAGACUUAAUGAGCUCGGGGAAAGAUCAUACCAUGUAGACCCGCACACUACUGCUCUUUCUUUUCGAUGCGUCAAAUCUGCAACAAUGUUUGACUUUCAAGAGAAUACGAGUAAACUAGUUAAGGUGUUUGUGUCAAAUGCAAACGUUUUCCGGUGCCAAUUUUUUGUUCCUACACAUUGUCGGGUACUCGAAAUAUGUCCAAUAUCCAUGAAUUUGAUUUCCUCAAGUGGAUCUGUAAUAUGCGAUGAGGAAGUUUUAUUUAUUGUGAAAAAUGGUAGAGGAAUGAAAAUCGAAAUAAAGUGUACAUUUUCGGACAUUGACAAAGCCAUGAGAGGAAAAUGGUCUUCAAAUGAGAGAGGAAUAUUUCAAUGGACAGUAUUAUCCAAUGGAAUACAAUUGACGGAUAAAAAUCAUGUAAAUAUUUUGUUGGUCUUGAACAUUUGUUUUUAGAAUCCAAGAUACUUGAUAAAAAUUGAUAAAGAGUUACAUUUAACUCUCCUGGUGAGCUCAUUGUCGGAUAUUGUACUUAAUGUUUCUCUCACGCAUGCAUGUAUUUAACUAUAUUACUUGUAAUUUAUCUAUCUUCUAUGUCAGUUUAUGAGAAUAAAGAAUUGUCAUUGUCA
Messenger RNA from Ostrea edulis (European flat oyster), 1741 nucleotides. Its product is annotated as E3 ubiquitin-protein ligase TRIM71-like. Lineage: Eukaryota; Metazoa; Mollusca; Bivalvia; Ostreida; Ostreidae. The record is from RefSeq and is a predicted model, not a curated record. The transcript has a single exon. Bases 135 to 1568 code for a protein of 477 amino acids. Gene Ontology annotation, molecular function: zinc ion binding.